AUGUCAGAGAUACGGCCGUUUAUCAACCAGCAAGUCCAAAUUCUGUCGACGCCGCUGACUCUCGGGCCAAAGGGCAGAAAGGCUAUCGUCAACAUCAUCGAUAAUGACCCAGAACUCACCAAGGCGAAGAGAGCAGGCAUACUGCGAGGUGUCGAGAAAAUGGUGGAGAAUGUGAACGCAGCAGUCAGAGAACACAACCAACAGGUACUCAACAAGCAGGGCAUUCAUUACGUGUCGACAAAGUGCGAAAACAUUCUCACCGAGUACAUUGCCAGUUUGGAUGAUGAAGACGUUCUGGAUAGAUACCCACUUGACCCAUACGUGCAACUGGUCAGCGAGAAGCGGUCUAACAACGCAGGGUUGGAAGAGGACAACGAAGACAAAGGCAAUCGUGACAUUCUCGGAGAAAUCCAGUCUCUGCCCGUUGAAAAGCUCUUCGAUAUAGUGCCUCUUUUACCCACAGAGCGCGACGCGUCGAGCGUGUCGAGAUUAUCAGACUCGGUCAAAACACGUUACAUCGAGACAUUCAAACGGCUUAGCCUUGCGUGCGAUACUUACAAUACCACCCUGCAUCGUGCACAAGCUCUUAAGGAGUUGUCAUGUACAGCACAGUUCCUGGAGCACCCUCAAGAGUCCAUCCACCCCAAUCUGCCGGUAAGAAGAAGUGCUCUGUUGGAUGAAAUGAGUAGAUUGAGGUCAUUGGUAAGUCAUGUUGUGGCAUUGGUAGAGCGUGAUCCUUCAGGCAAGAGUCUGGAUGAGCUGAAACGCAUCCUAUCCAAGGCGGAACCUGAAAGCGUGGAGCGGCAGCUCAAUGCAUUACUUGGUCAGACCAUAUGA
Yarrowia lipolytica CLIB122 is the source of this 837-nucleotide messenger RNA. RefSeq lists its product as uncharacterized. The record is from RefSeq and is a predicted model, not a curated record. Gene Ontology annotation, cellular component: Mis6-Sim4 complex. Lineage: Eukaryota; Fungi; Ascomycota; Dipodascomycetes; Dipodascales.